Messenger RNA from Aegilops tauschii subsp. strangulata, 624 nucleotides. RefSeq lists its product as uncharacterized. Gene Ontology annotation, molecular function: catalytic activity. The record is from RefSeq and is a predicted model, not a curated record. NCBI's taxonomy places the organism in Eukaryota, Viridiplantae, Streptophyta, Magnoliopsida, Poales, Poaceae.
AUGCGCGCGUUAUUCUGGAACCUGCGGGGCUUCGGCCAUAAUGGCUGCCGCAGGCAGCUCAUUGAGUACAUGCGUGAGGAAUCCAUAGAUGUCGUGGCAAUCCAAGAGACAAUGCGCACCGAGUUCUCCCUCAUGGAACUGGAGCGUCUUAGUAGACAUCUCUUUGCUUGGCACUGGUUGCCACCUAGUGAGGUGACAGGUCACUCCGGUGGCAUCCUUUUAGGUGUGAAGGAUGCCACCUUUGAGGUGGGCUCCAUGGAUCGUGGAGCCCACUUCAUUAGUAUGGAAGUCUGGGAACAUGAUGUGAAUUUCAAAUGGGAGAUCAUCGUGGUAUAUGGCCCGGCCGAUCACAGUCGGUCCGCCUCUUUCUUGGCGGAACUUCAUGCCAAGCUUUCCUCCACGACCCUCCCGGUCGUGGUUGGGGGCGACUUCAACCUCCUUCGCUCCGCUGAGGAGAAGAAUAACUCGCAGGUUGACUUGGCAGAGAUGCGACGCUUCAAUGACUGGGUUGCGGACCUGGGUCUCCUCAAGCUAGACAGGGUCGGUACGAGAUUCACCUGGACUAAUGGACAGGUCUCCCCGACCCUUAGUGUGCUUGAUCGGGUGUUUGAAUCCCCCGACUAG